AUGCGAUUCCGAACGUCUUCGUCCGCCGAGACGCUUACCCAAAAUCUUCAGCAAUCGGCCGAUCUCAAAUCUCGAAUACAGAUGUACGAGGAUCUUCUACUGAAUCUGCAUCCCCAACUUGAUCCUCAAUUAGCCAUUCAAGUUGAGAACGCUCUCGAUGGACUUCCUGUCACAUCUCCGUUGUCACUUAGCCCGAGCCCGGUAGAAGGUCUCCAAAAUGCAACAAAUAACCCUGUACAGCCGACAGAUCACACUGUCGAGGACUAUAACCGGGACCGAGAUACUCAGGCGACAGGAUUUGUUGGUAGGCCAUCAGAGGUGGCUUGGCUGCAUGAUUUGCGAACAGAACCAGGAAUGAGGUCGCGCGGUUCUCUGCGCCAGUCAGGAUGUUCCUCGCCGUUGUCGGCUAAUUACUUUCUCGAUGACCUGGAAAUUCUCGUUGCUGGCCAGACCGAUGAGCUGUACUGGCCUUCAAAAGAGGCUGCUACACAACUUGUGGAGAGCUACUUUCAGAAUCUGCACGCUUCGUUUCCCUUUAUUGGGAAAAUAAUCUUUUGGGAACAAUUCCGCUGGUUCUAUGCAAAUUCCGAUGCCCGACCUGGCGCAAAAUGGAUCGCACUCCUGAAUUUAGUAUUCGCUGUUGCUUCGCGACAUAACUGUCUCGUUCAAAAGCAAUUUGGAGCCGGAUCGUCUUACUUUACACGAGCAUGGAAGCUUUACACAAGCGACUUUGCUACACUAGGUCACCCGAGCCUACAACAAGUGCAAAUUGAGUCCCUUAUAUCGCUAUACCUACUUUUAGUAGGUCAAAUCAAUAGAGCCUGGCGAAUGUGUGGCAUCGCAUUGCGAUCUGCCGUGGCAAUGGGCAUACACCUUCGCACUGAAAACCAGGACGUUUCUAGUAUAUCUAAGGAGACUAGGUAUCGCCUCUGGUGGGCCUUGUACUCGUUGGAUGUUCAGCUUUGCUUGAUGACUGGACGGCCACUCAAUAUGAAUUUGUAUUAUUGUACAACGCCUCUCCCUGUGCCCUAUCCGGAGGAAAGCUUUCUAGAUGACUCUAUCGCACGAGUUAUCGCAGAUGAAAAUGCCAGGAAAGCUAUAGUAGCAUCCUUUGCCCCCCGUGCGAUCAGCCAAGACGGCGAGGAUCACCAAAUUCCGCCGCCUUUUUUUCACUCUAUUAGGAGGAAAAUGCGUGAGGACGAACAGGAUGCCACCGCUGCGCCGGAAUUUAUUGAACCUAAUUCAUCGAUAUAUUUCAUAUGCCGUGUUGACCUGGCUUGCAUUGGCAGGAACGCCAUAGAGGAAAUCCACUCUCCUAAAACUGCGUCGCUUACGUGGGAUGGGUUAGAGACUUCAAUCGCAAGGAUCAAUGCAGCUACUGAUGACUGGCUGGCUCGACUGCCACUAUACUACAGAUUUGAUAAGUCGUCACCCAGUUUCCCAUUUGUUCGUCAGCGCACCAGCCUCGCAUUCCGAUUUUACUCUAUGAAGCUCGUCAUCCUCGAACCGUGCUUGCGUCGUGUGAUAGGGGUGCCUACUGAAGGGCCGUGUAGUGCCCUCUGCCAGACUAUGGCUGCUCUAUGUAUGCAGGUAGCACGCAAUAUCCUCGAUCUGAUACCGGAUGAACCAGACAUCCCCUGGCUAUAUGAGUAUUGCCCGUGGUGGUCCAUUCUCCAUUACAUCAUGCAAUCUUCCACCAUCCUCGUGGUCGGCUUUGCAGGUGGAGUUGAACUUGGCUCCCUAGAGCUUGACGAAACGUUGCGCUAUAUCAAGAAGGCUUGUCGCUGGUUACAGGAGAUGUCUAAGACGGAUGAAUUUUCCAGACGUGCUUGCAAUGUUUUCCAUGAAGUAGCUGCAUGUCACAUCCCGGAUUUGGUAUGUCUGUUAACUACACCCGCUUGA
Messenger RNA from Penicillium cataractarum, 1902 nucleotides. RefSeq names its product fungal specific transcription factor domain-containing protein. The transcript is spliced from 4 exons. Gene Ontology annotation, molecular function: zinc ion binding; DNA binding. Gene Ontology annotation, biological process: DNA-templated transcription. Bases 1 to 1902 code for a protein of 633 amino acids. The record is from RefSeq and is a predicted model, not a curated record. Lineage: Eukaryota; Fungi; Ascomycota; Eurotiomycetes; Eurotiales; Aspergillaceae.